Molecule: messenger RNA, 1329 nt
Organism: Truncatella angustata
Lineage: Eukaryota; Fungi; Ascomycota; Sordariomycetes; Amphisphaeriales; Sporocadaceae
Exons: 5
Coding region: 1-1329 (442 amino acids)
Biological process (GO): actin cortical patch localization; actin filament organization; endocytosis
Cellular component (GO): actin cortical patch
Molecular function (GO): phosphatidylinositol binding; ubiquitin binding
Source: RefSeq, a predicted model, not a curated record
AUGUUCUCACAAAAAAAGCCAUAUUCGGCGGUCACGGUCGCCAUUGAUCGGCUCACUAGUGAACAGUUUGAGGAAGACGACUUCAGUGGAAUUCCUGAUCUUGUCGAGGUCAUUAAACUUCAAUCUUCCGGUCCUGCAGAAGCAGCUCGAGCCAUCAGAAAGAAGCUAAAGUAUGGAAACGUACAUCGGCAAUUGCGAGCCCUGACUUUGCUCGACGGCCUUAUUCAGAAUGCUGGUCCACGAUUCCAGCGCGCGUUUGUUGAUGAACCUCUACUUGAGCGGCUUAGAGUUUGUGGUACCUCUGACCUGUCCGAUCCAGAAGUGCGGAAGAAGUGUUCGGAGCUUUUCAGAAGCUGGGCUGCCGAAUACAAGAGCACCCCUGGUCUUGAACGUAUCGUUGUUCUUUACAAGCAACUUCCGCGCCGAAAGCAGGUCGUAACUCAGGACAAAUCAAAGGUAGUGCGUGAAACUGAUAAUCCGUUCCACGAUUCAGAAGACGAGGCAGAUGCAGCGCCCAAAAGGCAGUCGCCUCCUCCUCAAGCAUCAUCUUCUAGACCAACUCCGGUGGCGCAACCACAGACGAACCAGACUGUUCAGUCUUUUAGCCAUACCAAGUCGUCUUCGAGGUCAGGUUCAUCCUUCUUUGGCUCCUCCAAGGACAAGAAAAAAGACAAGGACAAGAGCAAGAAGAAGUCUCGACCGUUCAAUCUCGAAGCUGAGAAAGACGCCAUGAAGGUGGCAGUCGCCGAAGCGUCCAUCUCGGCAACAAAUUUAACGAAUUCACUCCACAGUAUCAACCGUGAGCAAGAAAGAAUCUCAGAAAAUGAACUUGCAGUGCAGCGUUUUGAGGCUUGCAAAAAGCUUCGAAGGAAGAUCUUGCGUUAUAUUUACCAUGUUGAGGAUGAACAGUGGCUUGGGGGUCUGCUCCAUGCUAAUGAUGAGCUUAUUCAGGCGCUCAUGACUUUUGAACAACUCGACCGCUCUAUAGAUGCCGAUAGUGAUUCCGAAGAUGAACUGGCAGAACAAGCCCACCUUUACAGAAUGGCAACCGAGAAAGGCAAGCAGUCUACGUCUCCAUCUGGCGGUGCGAAUGCUGGCAGCCCUAUCCCAGAGAUGGAUGAUCUGAGCAUUGCUCCUACGCCACCACCUCGUCCGACACCACCGCCGCGGCCCUCUGGAUCGUCGAAGUCGACGGUGCCCUCCAAACCCUCCCCCCAGCCGGUUCCCGAGGACGAAGAUGAGGACGAAACCGAGGAUGAGGACGAUCCAUUCGCUGAUAGGAAUGCCGUGGUGUCACCCGGGUUGGAGAAAGAUGAGCCGCGUUGGUGA